This is a messenger RNA of Limanda limanda (common dab), 1428 nucleotides long. RefSeq names its product MAD2L1 binding protein (gene mad2l1bp). Lineage: Eukaryota; Metazoa; Chordata; Actinopteri; Pleuronectiformes; Pleuronectidae. Gene Ontology annotation, biological process: regulation of exit from mitosis. Bases 1 to 1197 code for a protein of 398 amino acids. The record is from RefSeq and is a predicted model, not a curated record. The transcript is spliced from 3 exons. Gene Ontology annotation, cellular component: nucleus.
AUGAUGCAGUGCGGCACAGACCCGGCGGAAUCAUUCAAAACUAUGGCAGAGGAGUCGGAUGCAUCUAGACAAACUUUACGCUGUGAGGACACCGAGGACGCGUCCAUCGUCAGCAGCGGGGACAAUGGGAUAAAGAAGCGACUGAGGUUUUCUCCAGAUAAAGAUACGAACUCAACUCCUCAGGAGCCCGACACGACGAGUGGAGUCCCAACUUUACACCGUGUUCCCGAAGACUCCCUUUCAUACCGAGCGGCUACGGAAACAGCCGACCAGCAGGGACACGAAAGAGAAGGGAAAGACGUCUCCAGGUUAAAUUCAAAUGAGCCGAGUGUAAACAACACGGAGGAGAAGGAGAACAUCGCUGCAGAUAUUGCUCAGGAAGAAGAGGAAAACACGUCUGGUCAGAAAGGUUUGAAUGAUUCCAGUGUGACUGCCAGUAAACACAGUCACACAGAGGACAAUGAUGCUGAGGUGGCGAGAAGAGCUCGGGAGCAAGGCUAUGUGAGCGUGGUCUUUCCUGGCACUGUGACUCAGGAAGGCUGCUGCCGCUUUGUCAGCGAGAUCCUCAAGUGCAUUCUCUAUCAGAGACAGCAGCUACCCAUGACGUAUGACCAGCUGGUUUAUUCCCAGAAGAAGCAACAAGCCUCAAUGCAGGAUAAAGACACAGUGAUUCGCAGACCGGUGCAGACAGCAGACAUGGACUGGCGCAAGUGUCAGCAAACCCUUCAGGAUCUGGAGGAGUUGCUGCAGCAACUGGAGGUGCUUUUCUCCCUGAGCAGGGUGCCCCGCGUGCUGCUCCUAAUGGGGGGCUCCCUCAUCCUGCCCAAAGAGCUGUAUGAGAUCAACCUGGAGGGGCUGGUGUUGGCUGGUGGGGAUCAGUGUCUCCGGGUGUCCUCGUGCUUAAGGCAACUCUUCCGCACGCUUUUCGUGGCGGACCUUUUGUCUGACACCAGACCCGUUCGUUUAAUGCCCACCACAAUCUUAGUGCUCGCUCACAGGGAUUGCGGCGUAGGCUGGUUCCGCCCUAAACUACAAUUUAAAGUGCCAACUCGUGUAAGGAACCAGAUUAUUGCUCUUUCCACUGAUCCCAGCAAGGACACAAGGGCAGAGGGGUCAGACUGGCAGGAUUAUGUGUGGUUUCAGGCUCCAAUGAUGGUCAAGGGCUUCAGCAACUCAACCAAGUCGGGGAGCAAAUAGAUUAAAGCUCCCUUUCUUAUACCGUAUAUUACAUUUUAAUGGUGGUUAAAGCGAAUUUUGAAUUGAGCUGUACAUGUUUUAUUGAAUUAUGAGGUAAAUCUUUUCUCCAGGUGAUUAAAAGUCUGUUAGCUCAAACUACAGUGGGUGUAUUGACACAAACCUUUCUCUUACUGUCUUCUGAAAUAUUUAGAAAAUUUGUUCUCAAGAUGCUUUGUUGGCAUUUGAUAAAAU